This is a messenger RNA of Phalaenopsis equestris, 1677 nucleotides long. Its product is annotated as crocetin glucosyltransferase 3-like. The transcript has a single exon. Lineage: Eukaryota; Viridiplantae; Streptophyta; Magnoliopsida; Asparagales; Orchidaceae. The record is from RefSeq and is a predicted model, not a curated record. The coding region runs from base 200 to 1630 and encodes 476 amino acids. Gene Ontology annotation, molecular function: UDP-glycosyltransferase activity.
AUAAUAAAAAAAAAAAUUGCUGGUUAAUUUAUAAAUAUCAAUCUUACAUGUGUCCUGCAUGUAAAUGAGCCACACCCAAGAGCCAAACCUGCCGCAAAGCCUAUAAAAGGUCAGUUACCACCGACUACCUCUUCAGUACUGCAAGCGAAAACUCUGUUCUCCUCCUCCUCCUCCUCCUCAUUCGUUUCCUCUUCCAGCCAUGGCCGGCGAACCUCGGCACAUCGUCAUGCUCCCAUUCAUGGCACAAGGCCAUCUCAUCCCUUUCCUCUCCCUCGCCCGCAGCCUCAUUUUUCACCACCCUUCCCUCACCAUCACCCUCGCAACCACUCCCAUCAAUGCCCGCAACCUCCACUCCUCCCUCUCCGACGACCACAUCGACAGCUGCAUCCACAUCGCCACCCUCCCCUACUCCUCCUGCGAUCACUCUCUCCCCGCCGGAGCCGAGAACACCGAUUCCGUCCCCAAACAUGAUCUCGUCCGUUUCUACCACUCCGGCGAGUCCCUCCGCCCCCACUUCGCCGCUCUCCUCUCCGAUCUCGAAACCCCCCCUCACUGUAUCAUCGCCGAUGCAUUCGUCGCCUGGACCGUCGAUCUCGCCCGCUCAAUCGGAGCAUGCCAUGCCGUCUUCACCACCUGUGGCGCAUACGGAACCGCUGCCUACUUCUCCUUCUGGCUUCAUCUCCCCCACACCAAAACCCCCUCGCCGGAAUUUCACAUCCCCGGCUUCCCGGACGAUUUCGUCAUCCACCGAUCCCAGCUCUCGAGCUACGCUCGCGUCGCCGAUGAUCGGGAUCCAUGGACCGCCUUCUUCCGCCGGCAGAUUAGCUUCUGCCUCCGAUCCGACGUGAUGCUCUGCAACACAGCAGAGGAGGUCGAAACAACCGGAAUGGAUCUGCUGAGGAAAAUCACGGGUCUCCCCGUACACGCCAUCGGCCCUUUGCUUCAGCUGAAGGAAGGGAGAAAGAUCGGAAAAUCGGCGGGGCGAGUCGUCGAAUGGCUUGCGGGCAAGCAGGCUGGAUCAGUGGUGUACGUUUCGUUUGGGACACAGAACAGCAUUUCGAGAACGCAGAUGAUUGCGCUCGCCCGAGGGCUUGAAGAGAGCGGAAAGCCGUUCGUAUGGGUGCUACGGCCGCCAUUAGGGUUCGACGUGAACGAGGAGUUCAGACCCGAAUGGCUUCCGGUAGGGUUUGAGGAGCGGAUGAGAAGAGAAGGGAGGGGGAUGUUGGUGAUGGAAAUGGCGCCGCAGCUGGAGAUACUGUCGCAUGAGGCGACGGGAGCGUUCGUGAGCCAUUGCGGGUGGAAUUCAGUGCUGGAGAGCUUGAACAGCGGGGUUCCGAUCAUCGCUUGGCCUCUUGCUGCGGAGCAGUUCUAUAAUGCGAAGAUGGUGGUGGAGGAGUUGAAGGUGGGGGUAGAGAUGGUGAGGGGGGAAGAGGAGGUGGAAGGGAGUGAGGUGGCGAGGGUGAUAGGGGAGUUGGUGGGUGGUGGGGAGAAAAGGAGGGAGAUGAGAGAGAAAGCUGGUUGGUGUGCGAGGAAGAUGAAGGAGGCGAUGGAGGGCAACGCUGUAGACGAGUUUUGGGCUGUUUUUGAGAGGAGGGAUAGGGCAUCACAUGAGGAGCGAGUAGUGCUGUGAAUUAGGAGCACAUUUUCUGUCCGGAGCAGGCUGAACGUGCGGCGGGA